Stylonychia lemnae is the source of this 1497-nucleotide messenger RNA. Lineage: Eukaryota; Ciliophora; Spirotrichea; Sporadotrichida; Oxytrichidae. The record is from the annotation of a GenBank genome assembly.
AUGAAAGAUGAUAACUUCGAUUUCUAGGCAUUAAGAUCUGAUCAUGAUUAGAAUGACUGGGGCACCUCCUCGCCUAUAAAAUCAAGAAGCAGGAAAUCAUCUCUAGUCAAUUCUAGUUUUGAUAAUUUAGCUUAAAAUGAAGAGGAAGAAAAGGAACUAGAAUCGUUUUUUACUUAAGAAAAGAUAUUUAUUAUACUUACGAACUCUGGUAAACCAGUUUUUUGCAAUCAUGGAGAUAUAUACAGUCUAUCGCCUAUUAUUGCAACGAUGUAUGCUAUUCUAUCAAAGAUAUAAACACUUAAAACCCCUGAAAAAGUAAAUAAAUUCAUGGAGCAAGAUAUUGAGGACUAGAAAUAGCAAGAGAGUAAUAGAUUAACAGUUAAGCUGCAAAAUAGAAUAAGCUAAACAAUUUGGAAAAGAAGAGAAGAAGAAAAUACUAACACAACUACUUAGCCUACUGAUCAAGACUAACUUUUAACUUCUCUAUUACCUUAGGAUCAAUUUUCAAUUGAAAAUGACGAGAAAAUAUCGAGGAUUCGUUCGUUGAAUACACUAAUAUCAAAUUUCAAAGUAUGCUUUUUGCAUAAGGGUGAUUGUUUAAUCUACAUUGGACUUUCAAAGGAUUAAAAUGAGUCAUAGACUGCUGUGAAAAGAUAACUUGAAAAUCUGCAUAGUCAAUUGAUUUCAUUGACAACUUAAAACUUGAUUAAAAACUUGAAGUUAAACCCUAGCUAUGAUGUUAUAUCAAAUAUCAUAGAUCAUCACUAAUUAAUUAACAAUCAUUUGAUUAACCUAAAUAAAGAUCCAUAAACAUUUCUGAACUAAUACUUACCGCUAAGAUUGCACUAAGACACAAAGCUAGCAAUUGAAUAGGUUGUAAAAAGAUUUAAAUUUUUAUUAGGAAACAUUUACUAUUAUGGUCUUGUAUUGGCUGAAAGAACUGUUGUGACUACUAUUAAAGAUGACUCAAGGAUAGUAAUUUUGCCUUUAGCUGAAUAAGGGUAAAGCUUUGAUCCAAUAUGUCUCCCAGGGAUGAGUGAAAACUUUAGAAUAAAUCUCUUCACUUACUUUGAAUAGGACAGUGUGCUGAAGAUUGUAUUUGUAACGGAAGAGUCAACUCCUGAAAUUGGAAAGCUAUUAGAACAAUUCUGCACUAGCACAAUAUAUUCUUUCAAGCAACUUGGUAUUAUUGAUAACGUAUAGGAUGCUGAGGUGAGCAUGUUUGCAAGAAAAUAGCUUGGAGAAAUUUAACAUGCGAUUGUGAGCAAUGGCCUGCUUGAUCAGUACACAUGCUUCAACUUUCCUUUGAUAGAACCUGAUCUCUACAGUCUCGCAUAAAUGAAAAGCUUGCAGGAGUAUGAGAAACUCUAUGAUAGAUAUCUUGUUUCUAGUAACAAGGCUGAAUUAUUUAUCAAGAAGGUCUAUGCACUGGAAACAUAUGACGGAACUAGACACAGAGGAGAUAUGCAAAAGGUUAUUAUAAGAAAUCAUGAUUGA